UAAAAGAUGAAAAAAAUAAACACGGAAUCUGGUUCCAGUAAUAGCCGAGUGAGACGCUUCCUCCUCUGAUAACCGGCUAUAAAAAGAGCUCUUCGUCUGUCUUCAGGAGAGAACACGAACGUUUGUGCUUCUACAUCCAGCAGUAAAACACCAAAAUGGGAAAGGGGCAAAAAAUCACCCUGGUCCUCAUCUCAGUCAUUUUCCUUGGCCAACUCUGCUGGACACAGGGAGGGAACACCAUUCUAAAUCAUUACACUUCCACAUAUGGGCUGUUGUGUUAUGAUGCCUGCCACCUGCACGAAAAAGAAUUCUACUGGUGCAACACUAAAAAGGGCUGGGAUUACUGCUCGUUAAAUUCAAACACUGAUUAUAAAGGCUUCCAGUGUAAAGAUGACCAUCCCUGUGACCUGCAUGGUAAAGAGUACUACUGGUGCUAUAACCAGGCUGGGGACAGCAAUUACUGUGGAAUAGUGGCGCUAAGAACAGUGCUGUAUAGAAGUUCGACUUAUCAGAGCGAAUGCAGGGAUGAGUGUUCCUACGAUGAGUCAAGGUUAUACUACUGGUGCAACACAGCUAAAGGGUGGGACUACUGCUCUCCAUCACCUGAUGUCACGUACAAGAACGAGCCGUGCCGAGCCGAUCACGGGUGUAACACUCAUGGCUAUGACUACUCCUGGUGCUGGACAGCCUCAUCCUGGGACUACUGCGGUUUUACUGAGACCAGCGGGAUUUACGGAAGGACUGGACGUCGGAAAAGACAACCUGAGGAGAUAGAAGAGAUCUGUAAGACGACUGACCAUGGUAACAAAAGGGUGACCACGAUCACUGCCCAGAAGGCUAAUAUAAUGACAGAAAGAAACAAAUGGAUGAACGAGAUGAAUCAGAUAAUUUCAAAGUAUGAUAAAAAAAAACUGGGCAACCAGGCCAAGUCCAAUAUCAUAAAAACAGACAACCUUCGCCUUGACCUACAGGGGCUGCUUAAAAGGAAUAAUCAGUAUUACUACAACCUCCAAAUUCAGGUGAACGUGAAUCGCCAAGAAAGAAAGAGCACCACAGUGGCCCAGGUGAUUAUACCACAGAAUGAAGACAUUCCAGACAGAUAUGUCCAUAGAGCCUUUAGUGAGAGCUUCAGUCGUGGUGCUAAGGUUUUUGUGGAUGUGGAACGUUAUAAAAACAUUCCUGUCAGGCAUGGGCAAAACUGUGAUUAAACCAACCUAAGCUGUCAAGUUGCAGUCAAUGAUUUAACUUUUGAAUUUCUAAUUGCUAAUUGCUAAUUUGAAUGCUAAUUGCUUGAAGCUGCAGAACCACAGCAUGCUAUUGCUUUUGAACAGAUUUGAGUUAGUUUAGAUUUA
Molecule: messenger RNA, 1352 nt
Organism: Hemibagrus wyckioides
Lineage: Eukaryota; Metazoa; Chordata; Actinopteri; Siluriformes; Bagridae
Exons: 2
Coding region: 156-1208 (350 amino acids)
Source: RefSeq, a predicted model, not a curated record